Messenger RNA from Colossoma macropomum (tambaqui), 13871 nucleotides. RefSeq names its product FAT atypical cadherin 1b (gene fat1b). The transcript is spliced from 28 exons. The record is from RefSeq and is a predicted model, not a curated record. Lineage: Eukaryota; Metazoa; Chordata; Actinopteri; Characiformes; Serrasalmidae. Gene Ontology annotation, biological process: homophilic cell-cell adhesion. Gene Ontology annotation, cellular component: plasma membrane. Gene Ontology annotation, molecular function: calcium ion binding. Bases 166 to 13488 code for a protein of 4440 amino acids.
GCUGUGAGUCCACUGGUCCACGGAGAAACAGUGCGCGGGAGUGAAGACAGAGGAAAGACAGCAAAGCACUUACAGGGAAUUUAUACACUGGAACUGCUGGCUGUUUUGAGUCCUGAGUGAAAGUCUGGUUGGAAUACAGUGUUGUCUUGGCUGAUAAGUGCGUUCAUGUCUUCCUGUGGCACAAUGGGUAAAUGCUGGAGUCAUCAUCUCCUAAUCAUGCUCCUUAUUUGGACUUGCAUAGUGAGCCAGCAAACGACGGACACAUUCCCUUUAAAGUUUACGCACUCACUCUACAAUGCAACAAUAUACGAGAAUUCUGCUGCAAGAACCUUUGUUGAAUGCCCAAUUAAAAUGGGCAUUUUCAUACAGGACCGAUCUUGGGAUAUAUGGUACAGAAUAGAAGCUGGGGACCAUGAAAAGCUAUUCAAAGCAGAAAAGUAUGUUUUGGGUGACUUCAGUUUCCUGCGAAUAAGGACCAAAGGGGGCAGCUCAGCCACACUGAACAGGGAGGUAAAAGACAAGUAUUUGCUUACUGUACAAGCAAUUGAAAGACACUCAGGAGCAGAGGCACAAACCCAAGUGCAGCUUGAAGUUUUGGACGCAAAUGAUCUCAGACCGCUUUUUUCACCAACCUCCUAUAGCAUCUCCAUUCCUGAAAACACUCCCAUCAGAGCCAGCAUAGGAAGAGUCUCAGCAACAGAUGCUGACACUGGCACCAACGGAGAGUUCUACUUCAGCUUCAAAGAUUGGACUGCUAUAUUCUCCAUCCAUCCAACAAGCGGUGUCAUAACUCUCACAGGCAAACUGGAUUACCUAGAGAUGCCACGGUAUGAGAUUGAUGUGCUAGCAGUGGACAGAGGCUUGAAGCUCUCUGGGAAAAGUGAUGUCAGUAGUACAGCAAAGCUGACAGUGCAGGUACUGCAGUCCAACGACCAUGCACCUGUUGUCAAAGCAGUUCCAUUAACUCCAAGAAACACCACCAAGGAUCCUAUUUAUGCGUUGGUGUCUGUGGAGGAUGAUGAUGAAGGGCAAAAUGGAGAGAUAGCCUCUUUGAGCAUAGUGGCUGGAGAUCCACUCCAGCAGUUUAAGGCCAUUAGAACAAGCCCUGGAGGCAAAGAGUACAAGAUCAAGGCAAACAAAGAGGUGGUCUGGGAGGGAUAUGACUUUGGUUAUAACCUUACCUUGCAGGCCAAAGAUAAGGGAAACCCACCAAAGUUUUCUUCAGCAGUAGUAGUGAGGGUGAAACCUCCAUAUGAAAACAUGGAGGCUCUGCAAUUUGAAAAAAUGAUCUACAGAGUUACUCUUAGUGAGUUUGCACCACCACACUGUCCAGUGGUCAUGGUCAGAGCUGUACCAAAACAUCCAAAUGUGAAGUAUUUGCUACAGUAUAAGAUGCAACAGCACAGGAAUCCAUUCACUAUUAACCCAAACACUGGCCUCAUAACCACUGUGGAACCUGUGCAGGCAGAACGUGUUAGCCAGUAUGAGUUUGAUGUAAGUACUAGCAAAGGACGAGCUUCAGCUAAGGUAGUUGUUAAUGUCAUUGACAUGAACAACAAUGCUCCAAAAUUUCAACAGUCUAAGUAUGAAGCUAGCGUUGAUGAGCAUGUCCCUGUAGGGACUAGCAUUUUAGCAGUCAGUGCAAGCGAUGAUGACGAAGGAGAGAAUGGCUAUGUCACCUACAGUAUUGUUAGCAUGAACAAAAAACCCUUUGCUAUUGACUAUUUCACUGGCAUCAUAAGCACAUCUGAAGAGUUGGACUAUGAAACGAUGCCAAGCAAAUUCUACCUAAGGGUUCGAGCUUCCGACUGGGGGUCCCCUUUCCGCCGCGAAGCAGAAGUUGUGGUCUUAAUCACACUGAAAAACCUGAAUGAUAACCAGCCUCUCUUUGAGAACAUUGACUGUGAAGUAGCCAUACCAAGAUCCUUUGGAGUUGGUGAGCAGAUAAUAGUGCUGUCUGCAAUUGAUGCAGAUGAUUUAGGAAUUGUGAGGUAUCGUAUAAGUGCAGGUAAUGAGAGGGACUUCUUCGAAUUAGAUCCAACUUCUGGUGUGCUAACGCUUAAAAGGCCAUUAAGUGAUGGUGGUGGCAAAGAACAUCCUUUUCAUGCUUUACAUAUAGAAGCAAGUGACGGGGAGAUAUCCAGUUCACCCAUGCUUUUGAAUAUCACCGUUGUUAGCAGUUUGAAAGAAAUGUACUCAAAGUGUGUGGAAACUGAAGCCCUGAGACGUUUAGCUGAGAUGCUUCUCUUUGGCUCUAAACUGCACACUGAAAUAGAAAUGUUAGGGGAAUUUGCAGACAUGCAUUCUGUUAACAACAGUGUACCACAGUUUGCAGAGUCCAUUCCUAGUCAGUUAGAGGUUAGAGAGGACUUUCCAGUGGGGAAUAGUGUAGUGCUUCUCAAAGCAACAGAUGCAGAUAAUGGCUUCAAUGGGAAACUGCUUUAUGUGAUAUCAGGAGGAAACGUUGACAGUUGUUUCAUGAUAGAAACAGAUACUGGAUGGCUCAAAGUUGUUGAACCUCUUGAUAGAGAAACAACUGACCACUACACACUUAACAUAACCGUAUAUGAUCUUGGUUUACCUCAAAAGUCCUCAUCGCACAUUUUAGAGAUCAGUGUGCUGGAUGUCAAUGACAAUAGCCCAGAGUUCCUAGAGCAUGAGUAUUCAGUGGACGUUAAAGAAGACAGUGCUGUGGGAACAGAUAUCAUUCAGCUUGAGGCUACAGAUAAGGAUUUGGGGAUCAAUGGGGAGGUCAGCUACUCCUUUCUGACCAAAACAGACAAAUUUGCCAUAAAUGAAGAGACAGGGAUUGUAACAGUUAAAAGCCCAUUGGACAGAGAAGCGAACCCAUGCUUUGCUUUGAAGGUUGCCGCUUACGAUAAGGCAAAACAUGAUCCUCAGUUGGUGUCCACUGUGAUUCUGAAUGUCAUGUUAGAGGAUGUAAAUGACAACGCUCCUACUUUUUCUCCUUCACAUUGCCGUGUGAGAGUACGGGAGGAUAUUCCAGUGGGCACCUUGAUCUUAUGGCUGGAGGCCCAUGACCCUGACUUGGGUCAGUCUGGACAAGUGAGGUACAGCUUGACUGAUGAUGCAGAUGGAAGCUUUCAGGUGGAUAAAAUGAGUGGAGCAGUGUACCUGUCACAGCCCCUUGACUUCGAGAGGAAACAGGCAUAUAAUCUGACAGCAAAAGCUAAAGACAGAGGAAAACCAAUCUCUUUGUCCUCAAUGUGCUUCAUUGAAGUGGAGAUAGUGGACGUCAAUGAAAAUUUGUAUCGCCCGUCUUUCCCCUUCUUUGUGGAUUGGGGAAGUGUGAGCGAGGACGCCCCUGUUGGAUCUUCUGUAAUGAAAGUUACUGCGCAUGAUGAGGAUGAGGGAAGAGAUGGAGAGAUACGCUAUGCCAUACAUGAUGGCUCAGGCCUUGGGGUUUUCACUAUUGAUGAAGUGACUGGUGUCAUAAGGACACAGGAGAUACUGGACCGCGAGACCACCAGUCAUUACUGGUUGACGGUCUAUGCCACCGACCAGGGGGUAGUACCACUCUCGUCUUCUGUGGAGGUCUACAUAAAUGUUCAGGAUGUCAAUGACAAUGCUCCACAGACUUCAGAGCCUGUCUACUACUCCUCUGUGCUGGAGAACUCUCCAAAAGAUGUGUCUAUCAUGCAGAUCCAAGCCUUUGAUCCUGACUCCAAAACCAGCGACAAACUGACCUACAAGAUCACCAGUGGGAAUCCACAGGGAUUUUUUAACAUUGAUUCUCAAACAGGUUUGAUAACGACCACUUCUCGAAAACUGGACCGGGAAAAGCAAGAAGAGCAUAUACUUGAAGUGACCAUUUCUGACGAUGGCAUUCCGACCAUGUCUACAGUCAUUCGUAUGGUAGUGAAGGUGCAGGAUGAAAAUGACAACUCUCCUCAAUUCCUCGAGAAGGUCUAUAAAAUCAAGCUAGUGGAGCGGCCAAAGGCGAUCAGAUGGGAGCCGGUUUAUCGCGUCAUUGCCCAUGACAGAGAUGAGAGUCCUUACUCUGAAAUCUCAUACAGCAUAGAGGAGGGGGACGAGCAUAGGAGAUUCUUCAUCGAGCCCAAAACUGGGCUGAUCUCAUCCAAAGAGGCUUUCUCAGCGGGAGACUAUCACAUUCUCACGAUUAAGGCGCUGGACAAUGGCCGGCCUCAGAAGUCGUCCAUCUGCCGGUUGCACAUUGAGUGGAUUGUGAAGCCUGAGCCGCCUAAACAGGCACUGGUGUUUGAGGAGACCUCGCUCCAAUUCUCUGCCAUGGAGAGUGAUCCAGUGGGCCAUAUGGUGGGAGUCAUCAGCGCUCAGCCUCUAGACUCUCCUGUCUGGUUCGAUAUCAAAGGUGGAAACGAUGACAGCCGCUACAAUGUGGAGAAGGGCAGUGGCACUAUCAUCAUCGCCAAAGCGCUGGAUGCAGAGCAGCAGUUAAAUUAUAACCUAACUGUGGAAGCAACAGAUGGAACCAGAUCCAUCAGCACUCAGGUCUUAAUCCAAGUUAUUGACACCAAUGAGCAUCGACCCAAGUUUGUCCAAGCCAGGUAUGAAAUCAGUAUUCCAGAGGAGACCCAGCCAGGGAUGAAGAUACUGGAGAUCAGUGCUACAGAUAAAGAUGAGAAGAAUAAACUAUUCUACACACUAUUGAGCAGCACAGACCCACAUAGCCUGAAGAAGUUUCGUCUGGACCCUGGAACAGGCUUUCUCUACACUACUGAGGAACUGGAUCAUGAGACCAUGCAUAGACACACCCUCACCGUAAUGGUCCGAGAUCAGGACGUCCCAGUGAAGCGUAACCUGGUGCGAGUGACUGUCAACGUUGAGGAUGGCAAUGACAAUGCACCCUGGUUUACCAGCUCUCGGUACACUGGGCGCGUGUUUGAGACAGCUGCAGUUGGCUCAGCUGUAUUACAGGUCACUGCUCUGGACAAAGACAAAGGUCAAAAUGCAGAGAUCCUCUACAGCAUAGAGUCUGGAAAUCAUGGAAAUUCUUUCAGUAUAGAUCCCUUUUUGGGCAUAAUAAAGGUUGCAGCAGAACUCAGCGGUGACCAGAAAUGUCAGUAUGAGCUGGAGGUGAAAGCAUCAGAUAAAGGAGAACCUCCUUUGAGCGCUUUUACAACUAUCUCUAUCACAGUCACCAUUUCUGAUAAUGCCGAGCCAAAGUUUCAUCACAGCCCGAUCACAGCUGAGAUCAGUGAGGCGGCUCCAGUUGGGAGUUUCGUGACCAUAGCUGUAGCCUCCAGUCAGUCAUCUGUCUUUUAUCAAAUCAAAGAAGGAAAUGUGAAUGGCGCGUUUGACGUCAAUCCAAACUCCGGUGCCAUUGUCACCCGAAGGAAGUUGGACUAUGAGACUCUAUCUUCGUAUAAAUUGACUGUGCAAGGUACGAACAUGGCUGGAAUGGCAAGCCAAGUCACAGUGCUCGUUCUCAUAAAAGACGAGAACGACAAUGCCCCUGUCUUCACUCAGACUGAAUUUGUGGGGUUUGUCAGUGAGGGAGCUGCACCUAGGAGUGUGGUUCUGACUAUUAAAAAUACUCCGCUUGUUAUUCAUGCAACGGAUGCUGAUGAGGACGCAGAUGCCAGGCUUGUCUAUCAGAUUGUGGAGCCAUUUGCUCACAACUACUUUACCAUUGAUUCUGGCACAGGAGCAAUUCAGACAAUCAGUGGCCUUGAUUAUGAACAGCAGAGUGCGUUCCACUUCACCGUGCAGGCCCAUGAUACCGACUUACCACGCUUAUUUACGCGGCAUGUUGCCAACGUGACAGUCCACGUCACUGAUGUCAACGACUGUGCCCCAAGAUUCAGCCAGGAUUCCUUUGAAACAACCCUGCUGGUGCCAACAUACAAGGGAGUGAAAGUGAUUUCCCUAAAUGCCACAGAUGAUGACUCCCUGCCCAAUGCCAAACUGCUGUUCUCCAUUGUAGAUGGCAACAUUGGCAGCAAGUUUAGGAUUGACCACAUUUCAGGGGAGAUCUUUGUUCAGAAUGCCACACAACUGCGCAGCAGAUACAUUCUGACUGUCAGGGUUUCUGAUGGACGGUUUACAACCACAGCAACUGUAAAAAUAAAGGUUCGAGACAACAAAGACCAUGGGCUGAAAUUCACUCAGGAAGUAUUCACUGCCUCCAUACAGGAGAACUCAUCAGGGAGGGAAACGUUGGCCAUUAUUGCUACGGUCGGGAAAAAAAUGAACGAACCUUUAUUUUACUCCAUUGUCAAUCCAGAUGAGAGAUUUGAUAUAGGUCAUACAUCUGGUGUUCUCUUUACUACCGGAGUGCCGUUUGAUCGUGAGGAGCAGGAUACAUUUGAUGUGAUUGUGAAGGUUACAAAAGAGCGUAAAGAUGCUGGAACUGCCCAUGUCCUUGUAAAAGUCACUGUUGAAGAUGUGAAUGACAAUGCACCCUUGUUUGUAGACCUACCCUACAAUUCUGUUGCUCAGAUGGAUGCUGAAGUGGGAACAGUUUUGAGGCAGGUCACUGCAGUGGACAGUGAUGUUGACAGAAAUUCUGUGAUUAAAUACCAUUUGAAGGGGCAUGAUGAAUAUUUUCAGAUAAAUCCCUCUGGUGAAAUCUCUCUGAAGAGGCCAUUUGAGCAGGAAAGUCUCAACACAAGAUAUGUGCUAAAUAUUAUUGCUGAAGAUGGAGGUGACCAGGCCCUCUCCUCAACAGCAGAAGUGACUAUUACUGUGGUCAACAAAGCCACUCCCGUGUUUGAACGACCUUUUUAUAAGGCUGAAGUUCCAGAGGAUGUGCAGUUACACGCUUCUGUAUUGCAGGUCCUGGCUAAUGAGUCUGUUGGACCUCGUACUGUCUACAGGAUCUAUGAGGGAGACCCAUUUGGUCACUUUUCUAUUGAUUUCAACACUGGAGUCAUAGAAGUUAUCCAGCCACUGGACUAUGAGACUCACCCUGCCCACAGGUUAAGCGUACAAGCAAUGGACUCUCUAACUGGGGCACACUCUGAAGUUUUUGUUGAUAUCAUUUUAGAGGACGUCAAUGACAAUGCGCCUAUAUUUCAUAUGCAGUAUUAUAACGUCAGUGUUCCUGAGUCUGCUAUGAUUGGUACUUCUGUAUUACAAGUGUCAGCUAGAGAUUUGGACAGUGGCAGCAACAAAGAAAUAUUCUAUCAGUUGUAUGCAAAAAACGGGACCAUUUCGGAUCACUUCAGAAUAGACGGUCAAAGUGGAGUCAUCUGGACUACUGCUCUCUUGGACUUUGAAACAGAGCCAAAGCAUGAGCUAACUGUGAAAGCUUUGGAUGGAGGAGCUUCCCAGCUGUACAGUGAGGUCAUGGUGGUAGUACAUGUCGUUGAUGUAAAUGAUAACCCACCUGUAUUUACACAGCAACUUUACAACGCCACUAUCAGUGAGCAUUCUCCUCCAGGUCAUUUUGUUGCCUGUGUUCAAGCAUCUGAUGCUGAUAGCACUGAUACUGGAAAACUAGAGUUCUCUUUUUUAUCAGGAAAUGAGGACAACGUCUUUGGCAUUGAUAAGAGCAGUGGGGAAAUCGUCAUUUCAAGCCAUCAAAAGCCAAUUGGGGCACAAUAUAACUUAAUUGUGUUCACCACUGAUGGCGUUUUCACAGCUUUUUCUGCAGUAAAAGUCAAGGUGAUCGGAGCAAAUCUGCACAGCCCAUCAUUUACACAGGAUGAAUACAUUGUUGAACUUCUAGAGAACUCUGCUGUAGGCACACUCGUGACUCAGGUGAAGGUACGUGAUAGAGAUUCUGGGAUAUAUGGUCAAGUUACACUAUUUAUUGUAAACGAUGCUGCCAGAGACAAAUUCACUUUGAAUGCUGAUGGUCAGAUUCAUACCGCUGAAAGUUUUGAUCGAGAGAACCCAACGGAAAAAGUGAUCCAUAUAAACAUACUGGCUAAGGAUGGUGGUGGAAAAGUAGACUUUUGCACAGUCACUGUGAUUCUCUCAGAUGUCAAUGACAAUGCACCUCAGUUCAGGCUUUCCGAGUAUAAAGCUGCUGUUCAGAAUGAUGUUCCAAGAGGAACGACUGUGAUCAAAAUAUCAGCUGUAGAUGAAGAUGAGGGGAGUAAUGCUGACAUCAUUUACGCAAUCGAGUCAGAUAUUGGACACUUUGAAAUCCAUCCCCUUAGUGGGGCAGUUGUCACAAAGGGAAAUCUAAUCGAGCUAGAAAAUGGACUGUACUCUUUCUAUGUGAAGGCUAAAGAUUCUGGAAGCCCUCCAAGACAGUCCGUUAUCCCAGUUUCAAUUAAAGUACUUCCUUCUGAUUUGCCAAUGCCGAAGUUUGCUGAAGAAUCGCUUCGGCUGGAACUUGCGGAGGAUCUCCCUGUCGGGACCGAGAUAAAUGUCUUUCAGUCUGAAAGAACACGGCCUGUGAUCUAUAGCCUUGUAAGAGGAAACACUCCUGAGAGCAACAAAGAUGAUGUGUUUGUCAUCAACAGCAACACUGGAAAGCUAAAACUGGCCAAACGACUGGACUAUGAAGCUAUCAAAUGGUUUCAUCUCUCCAUCCAGGUCCAGUGCACUGAAGCUCCCUUGGAAGUAAUCUCGGUCAUAGAUGUGAACAUACAUUUGAAGGAUAUAAAUGAUAACAGCCCACAGUUUGACUCCUUCCCCUACCAGUCCUUUCUUGUUGAGAACUUACCAGGAGGGACCUCAGUGGUCCAAGUGAGAGCUACUGAUCUGGACUCUGGAGUGAACGGUCUGGUCACUUACAGCCUAGAUGAGAAUCAAGAGAGCCCCGAGGUUCUGGAGUUGUUUGCUGUGGACAGUGAGACAGGCUGGGUCACGACUGUCACAGAGAUAGACAGAGAAAAGAGAAACAGGUACAGAAUAGCGAUCAUUGCAAAAGACAGAGCGCCAGAGAUACACAUGACUGGCACCACCGUGGUGGAGGUGACAGUGGUGGAUUUAAAUGACAACCCUCCAGUCUUCACUAAGGCAGUGUACAAAGCCACAGUGAGGGAGGAUGAAUCUACACCCGGCACCAUCAUAACUGUUUUAAGCACCACUGACUCUGACAGUGAGGAGGUCAACAGGAGGUUCAGCUGCUUCAUCACAGGUGGAGACCCUCAGGGCCAGUUUAAUCUGGAAUAUGAGGAUGGUGCUUGCAUAGUCGUGACUGCCAAGACACUGGACAGAGAGGACAGAGGGCACUACCUUUUAAACAUAACAGCCACAGAUGGAACCUAUAUGGCCAGGACUGCUGUAGAGCUCACAGUUCUUGAUGCAAAUGACAACAGCCCUGUAUGUGAGAAGGAUCUGUACGCUGGAACGGUUCCAGAAAAUGCCCGGGCAGGAAAAUUCAUCCUACUCGUUUCAGCCUCUGAUCCAGAUAUCCAGUCAAAUGCUGAAAUUACAUACCGACUUGCAGGAGAUGGGGCUGAAUCAUUCAGAAUGGACUCUGCCACAGGCACUCUAAAGACACUGCUGCCUCUUGACCGAGAGGAGAGAGAUGUAUAUAACCUUACAGUGCAAGCAGUGGAUGGGGGAAAUCGCUCCUGUCAGGUUGACGUUGUCAUCACUGUAGAAGAUGUUAAUGACAAUGCUCCUGUGUUCACCUCUGACCUGUACUACAUUAGCGUAUUUGACAACACGCAGCCUGGGGCAUAUUUGGCACGUCUACAGGCAUCUGAUGCUGAUACUGGCUUGAACAGUAAGAUCAGUUAUUCGCUUGAAGACUCUGCUGGAGGCCUGUUUUCUAUUGAGGAGCAGUCUGGAAUCAUCAGCUUGGUGAAGCCUCUGAGCAGGCAGGUGAUGGCUGUGUAUAGGUUGCGAGUGCGUGCCGCAGACCACGGCUCCCCACGGACGCUCUCCACUCUUAGCUCUGUGGAGGUGACUGUACUGGACGCUAAUCACCGCCCUCCGGUGUUCGAGCACAGGGACUACGUUUCCAUGGUUCCUGAAGAUGUUGCCGUGGGGACCCUGCUUCUGAGUGUCUUUGCUGCUAGCAGUGAUGCACAGGCUAAAGCCCAGACCAGAUACUCCAUCACCAGUGGCAACGAGCAGGGAGCCUUCAGCAUCGAUUCCCAAACAGGCAACAUCUUUGUGAUUGCUCCGCUGGAUUACGAGGCAGCCCGAGAGCACUACCUGACAGUGAAGGCCAUUGCUGGAGGCCAGGAGAGUCUGAGCGACACAGCCACUGUUACCGUCCACCUCACAGACGUCAAUGACAACAGUCCUGUAUUCAGCCAGGAGCUCUACUCAGCUGUAGUCAGUGAAGACUCCCAGCCUGGCUGCUCUGUGCUAACUGUAAUGGCGAAUGACUUUGAUGGGCCUUCAAACAACCGCAUCCAUUAUUCCAUUGUGGAUGGAAACCAGGACAGUCCGUUCAUCAUAGACGUGGUCAGCGGUGUACUGAAAGUGGCUCGUCAAUUAGACAGAGAAAAGGUUGGUGGGUACAAGCUCACCGUUCUGGCCUCCGACAGCGGAAAUCCCCCCAAAUCCAGCAGCGCAGCAAUCAACAUGACAGUGGCUGAUGUGAACGAUAAUCCACCUGUCUUCUCGCAAGCUAACUACAGCCUCAUCAUCCAGGAGAGCCUGCCUGCAGGGGCCUCUGUCCUCCAGCUGAGUGUGACGGACAGAGAUGCCCCCCAAAAUGGCCCCCCUUUCUCCUACAGCAUCUUGAAGGGCAACGAGGGAAAAUCCUUCAGCAUAGACCGGCAGGGAAUCAUUAGGACCACAACAUCGCUGAGGAGUUCAGAAAAGGAUCAGUACGUCCUCCACGUCCAGGUCUCUGACAGUGGGAAACCUCCUCUCCAGUCAUCCACCCUUCUUAGCAUUCGUGUGGCACAGACCAGUUUGUAUCCUCCAUCUGUACUUCCUCAGGAAGUGUUCAUUCUGGUCCCAGGAGAGGAGUACCCUGCAGGAGGCAUUCUGGGAAGAGUCCACGCCACUGAUCCGGACAAGUAUGAUACGCUCACAUACACCCUGCAGCCUCCAGGCCAUGACCUGAUCUCUGUAUCUGGCUCUGAUGGCCGGCUGCUGGCCCGGCGGGGGCUGGACGUGGGCCGCUACCCGCUCAAUGUGUCGGUCAGCGAUGGGCGCUUCUCUUCCUCAGCCAGUAUCACGGUGCAUGUGUGGCAGGUCACUCAGCAGAUGCUAGACGGUUCCGUGUCUGUGCGCUUUGCUGGCAUCACUGCUGAGGAUUUCAUCCAGGAGCACUGGAGGAACUUCCAGAGAGCAAUCCGAAGCGUCCACAGCAGGGCUGGACCUUACACUAGACAGAGAAGCGACAUGCAGAUCCUCAGCCUGCAACCCGUGGAGCCUGAUGGUGAUCUGGAUGUGCUGAUGUUAUUGGAGAAAUCGGGAAUUGCUGGCUCUUCCCUGGAGCUCCUCCUGCAGAACCUCAACACCUCCAGGGCAGCUCUACAGGAGCUGAGUGGCCUAAGAGUGCUGAGGGUUAUGACCCGUCACUGCUCUAAAGCAGAGUGUCCAGACCACUUGUGCAGGCAAGUGGUGACCCUGGACUCCAGCAGCAUGGUGGUGUACAGCACGGCCAGAGUGAGCUACAUCACUCCUCAUCACCACAUCACUCCCAGCUGCCUCUGCAAAGAUGGAAAAUGCCCUGAACAGAUUCAAGGUUGUGCCAGUAACCCUUGUCCCGAUGGUUAUCGUUGUGUGUCUCUUCAAGGAGAGAAGAAAUAUCGCUGCGUUUGUCCAUGGGGCAAAAAUGAAAAAUGCUCAGGAGGAGCAAUAAUGACAUUCAGUGAGAACAGCUAUAUCAAGUAUCAUCUGAGGAGGAGCACUAGAGUAGAAAUGAAGUUUUCUCUGAGGUUAAAAACUUUUUCCAGCCAUGGAACAGUGAUGUUUAUGAAAGGAAGAGGUUACAUCCUUCUGGAGGUGAUAGGAGGCAGGCUGCAGUGUCAGUUUGACUGUGGGAGUGGGCUUGCCACCAUGUCCGUCCACAGCGUUGAGGUGAAUGAUGGUGAGUGGCACUCAGUGAAACUGGAGUUAAAGGAUAACCGUGCCAGGCUGGUCCUGGACCACCUCCACUCUGCAUCGGGUGUUUCACCUGGCGCGCUGCCCUGCCUUGGCAUGGAUAAGCAGGUGAUCCUGGGCGGACGCGCAGGCCUGUUGGGCUCCAGGCCGAGGCGCAGCCUGCCUCUCUCUGGCAGCCUGCAGGGUUGUAUGGACACAGUGCUGUUUAAUGGACAGAGUCUGUUCCUGCAGUCAGAAAGCCUCUCAGGGGUUGUGGUUGAGGACACGGUAGGAGUGACUCCGGGCUGUGGCAUGAGCUCAACCCCAGGCCAGGACUGCACAAGCAACCCCUGCCUCAAUGGAGGAAGCUGCUCUCAGAGGCCCAGUGGAGGCUAUUAUUGCAGAUGUAAUAGUUUAUUUGUGGGAGAUCACUGUGAGCUCAGUAUCAGCCCCUGUUUUUCCAACCCCUGUCUGUAUGGAGGAACCUGUAUACAAAAUAAUGAGGACUACUACUGCCGCUGCAGAGGACAGUACACUGGUCAGAGAUGCGAGGUAGGUCCAUACUGCAAGGAGAACCCCUGCAGAAAUGGUGGGCAUUGUAUUGACAGCCUGGAUGGGCCUGUCUGUGAAUGUGAACCUGGGUUCAAAGGAGAAAGAUGCCAGACUGAUGUGGAUGAAUGCCUGCGUCUGCCUUGCUUAAAUGGUGGCUGGUGUGUAAACACCUAUGGCUCCUUCAACUGCAGUUGCAGUCCGGGCUUCAGCGGGAGGCUGUGUGAGAUGGAGAAUGAGGUCCACAAUGUGUUUAUCUCCACUUCUUGGAACAUCGGCCUGGCUGAGCUGGUGGGGAUUCUCAUUUUUUUGGUGGCCAUCUUUAUUUUGGCCUUGCUCUUUGUCCUCAUCCGUGCAGGAGCAUGUGAUCUUAGUAAGGACGAGCAAGAGAAAGAAAAAUACAGAGCUGUAGAUGCUUACAUCCAGAGGACAUAUCUGGACUGCCAGCCCCGCAGGGACACUUUUCCGGAUACUCCAUCACAGAUCCCUGUGAAACCCCUCUCUUAUAAUCCCAGCAUCCAUACAGACUCCCAUAAGGACAUAGAUGGAAGCUCCUUUACUCCAGAUGUGACGUUUGGCCUAAAAAAGUCUGUCGCUGUAUGCAGUGUAGCACCCAACCUGCCCCAGCGCCGAGGCUCAUGGUCCCCUACAAACAGUGACUCCACACAAAAGCCAGACUGGGAUGAAGAAGGUGAAAAUGCAAGGGACACAAACUCGUCCUUGUCAAAAGAAGACACGGCCAACGAAAGAGGAAGUACCCAAGGCCUUGCUUAUUCUUUCCAAUAUAUGGAUGAUAACAACUACCACUGGGACACCUCAGACUGGAUGCAUGGUGUUCAGGUUCCUGGAUUUCAGAGCCUCCUUCAGUAUGAAUUUGUGCAAAUGCCCUCCAUGUACUCUGACAUUAAUGACGUGUACUCUAGAACUCAUGUUCCUGAUUUGGAUUACCUUGCUGAAGGUGAUGAUGUUGAAGCCAACUUUCUACCACCUCCAGGACAUUUUCCUCAUGAUGAGCCUCUUUCCAGUCUAGACUGCAGGGACUAAUCCGCCUGGCCACAGGCCCACACAGCCAUCGCUCGGACACCAGGGCCGUGCUUGACCACAUGCAGCCUGCAGCAGCACAGCCUGGGUCAUUGGCAGCCUAAUCAAACAGCCCAAGUAGUGCCUCAGGGUUCAGUUGAAGGACCAUUUGAACUUAGGCCAGGCAGUAUUUACUCUGGAAGUGCCAGGCAAGAGGGCCAGGGCACAUUUCCCGGUUUGUUGCAUACCUUCGCUCACCUGUCAAAUAAUGGUGAGGAACUGGAUCCAGUGAUGUGUGACUUAAAGAGUUUUGACCAGAGUGUUUCCAGUGGCAUCUCAACACCAAUGAUGAAGAAAGACGUUGCACACAAAAGGCUAUAAUGUGCUUAGUGUGUAUGGUUUUGUGU